AUGGACUUCCGCCGAAACGAGCACCUGAAUAUCGAUACGCAUGCAGCUCCUCACGCGCCUUUGACGACCUACAGAAUCGCAGACAAUUGGUUUUCUGGAACAUACACCACCGCUUUGCGAGAUGCCCUCCCGACGGAGAUGACCGACAGCAUUGCGGCUUCGACAACAGCCUCGAUCGAAGCUCCAUCUACGAUCACGACUAGUAACUCGGGAGCGGCCUCUCUGGCUGGAGCGACGUGUCCUUCGACGAUGAAUAGCACUGCCGUCUUGAUAUGGCGGAAGCCGCUGCGACGAGACAUGCGCCGCAGAUACCCAGAUACCGAGAUUUUGGAAAUGGCCGGUCAAGCGAAAGUGGAUCCAUCGACGAGAGAUGAGGCUGAUGAGGUUGCCGCAGAGACAUGGCAUUGCUUUGGUGUCGGUGACAGCGCUGCUGCAAGGAGUAGUCAACAUUCCGGGAUCCCAGAUCGCGGGUUGGAGGCUGUUUUUCGGUAG
Parastagonospora nodorum SN15 is the source of this 492-nucleotide messenger RNA. RefSeq lists its product as hypothetical. The transcript is spliced from 3 exons. Bases 1 to 492 code for a protein of 163 amino acids. The record is from RefSeq and is a predicted model, not a curated record. Lineage: Eukaryota; Fungi; Ascomycota; Dothideomycetes; Pleosporales; Phaeosphaeriaceae.